CUGCGCCGGGUGGGGAGGGGCUUCCGGGGUGAGCGGUCUCCUGGCUGCAGCACAGUCCCCGCGGGCCACAGGCUCCUGUCCCAAGAUAUACGCCGCGCCCGCCGCCGUGAGCCUCACCGUGCCUGGCCUUCCUGACCCUUCGUGGGGAUUCUGGUUCGCAAUGGCUGACUAUCAAGAGAAAGACUUGCAGAAAUUUCUUAAAAGUGUGGAUGAAAUCACCAGUUUAAUUCAGGAGAUGAAUUCUGAUGACCCUGUCGUACAAGAGAAAGCCGUCCUCGAGACAGAAAAGAGACUACAGUUUAUGGAGCAAGACCGAGAGGAGGACGAGUGCAGGACCACCGUGAACAGGACCGUGAUCAGCCCUCCGCAAGCUCCCUCGAAGAACGCAGAUGAAAUAAGCUCAGAAGCCUUCUUGGCAUCUGUGGAAAAGGAUGCAAAGGAACGUGCCAAAAGAAGAAGGGAAAACAAAGUCUUAGCAGAUGCCCUAAAAGAAAAGGGGAAUGAAGCAUUUGCCAAAGGUGAUUAUGAAACGGCCAUCUCGUGCUACAGUGAGGGUUUGGAGAAGCUGAAGGACGUGAAAGUGCUGUACACCAACCGAGCCCAGGCUUAUAUCAAACUUGGGGACUACCGGAAGGCGCUGACGGAUUGUGACUGGGCUCUGAAGUGUGAUGAAAAAUGCACUAAAGCAUAUUUCCACAUGGGAAAAGCCCACCUGGCUCUAAAGAACUACAGUGAGUCUAGAGAGUGUUAUCAGAAGAUCUUAGAAAUAAACCCCCAGCUGCAGACACAGGUGAAAGGUUACCUGAAUCAGGUAGAUCUUCGAGAGAAAGCAGACCUUCAGGAGAAGGAAGCUCAGGACUUGCUGGAUUCAGGAAAAGACACAGCCGUGACGACCAAGAAUCUCCUGGAGACCCUUUCCAAGCCUGAUCAGAUUCCCUUGUUCUAUGCGGGAGGAAUUGAAAUCCUGACUGAAAUGAUGAAGGAUUGUGCAGAACGAACUUUAUUCAGAACACACAAUGGAUUCAGUAUCAUCAGUGACAAUGAGGUCAUAAGAAGGUGCCUUUCCACAGCAGGAAAAGAUGCAGUGGAAGAGACAGUGUGUGUGUCUGUUCUCAGGCUCUGGCAGGCAGUGUGCAGUGAGAACGAGGAGAACCAGCGCCUGCUGGUGAUGCACCCCACCCGAGGCCGGCUACUGCCCACCCUCUUGGCCUCCAGGGUCGCGACCAUCCAGGAGCAGAGCCUGGCCCUGCUGCUACAGCUCGCCCAGACCGAGAACGGACGGGGCCUGAUCAUCAGCCACCUUGACCUGACCAGGUUGUUGGAAGCCCUGGUGUCAUUUCUUGAUUUCUCAGAGAAGAAGGCCAACUCAGCCAUGGCACUACUCACAGACUUGGCUCUGGAAGAGAGGUUCCACGUCUGGUUCCAAGCCAGCCUUCCAGGUGCGCUCCCCGCGCUGGCAGCCGUGCUGAAGAGAGAUCCCAGGGUCACCAACACGUCAGCCCUCUGCCAGUGCAUUGCCAUCCUGGGCAACCUCAGCGCCGAGCCUGCUGCCCGAAGACAGCUGUUUGCCUCCGAGGAAUUCAGGGAUGCCUGCUUGGGGCUCUUGGCCAAGUGCGAAGAGGACAUGGACCUGUUCAGAGAAGUCAUGUACACCCUCCUGGGACUCAUGAUGAACUUGUGUCUUCAGCCCUCCUUGGUUUCUGAGGCCUCGCCCUGCACUUGGGGAAGAUGGACGUGGGAAAGAAAUGAGAGCAAUAGAAGAUGCUAUGAAGGAAAUACAGACAGAUGUGGCCUGGCGGUGGUGUGGGCCAUGGAGGUGAGUCGGAAGUGCCUGUCCCUGCUGAACAGCCAGGAUGGAGGAAUCCUCACAAGAGCCGCUGGUGUCCUCAGUCGCACCCUUUCUUCCUCGCUGACAAUUGUUGAGGAGGCCCUGAGAGCCGGAGUGGUGAAGAAAAUGAUUAAAUUCCUGAAGGCAGGAGGCCAGACUGCAUCGCGUUAUGCUAUAAAGAUACUGGCCAUCUGCACUAAUAGUUAUCACGAAGCACGAGAAGAAGUGAUAAGACUGGAUAAAAAGCUCAGUGUUCUGAUGCAGCUGCUCGGCUCGGAGGAUGAGAUUCUGGUGGGCAACGCUGCCCUCUGCCUGGGGAACUGCAUGGAGGUGCCACUGGUGGCCUCGUCCCUGCUGACCACAGACAUCGUGCAGGUCUUGCUGAGGCUUGCGGGCGGCGAUGCCCAGAAGACAGCUGUGCAGCUGAACGCGGGCAUCGCCCUGGGGAAGCUGUGCACGGCCGAGCCCAGGAACAGGGAGACCUUGUGCUUCACUUUUUUGCCCGGGGCUGAAGUGUUGGGAGAAUGUCCCUGAGGGAAACAGGCGAGAUGGGGCGGGAGCAGCACGAUGAAGCACAGCCGCCCAGCUCGACGGGAGCCUGUGCUGGAGCUGGGUGCAUGGCCUCUGUCAGCUCAGACUCCACGCCGCUCUGGCCCCGCCUGAUGCGCUGGGACACCCGGCCCUCUUCCUUCUGGAAGGUGCCCGCCUGGUCCCCGCCCCUGCCUGCACGGGAGCAGGUGCCCUCUGCAGACAGGGAGGGGCUCUGGCCUGCCUGCUUCCUGCUCUUAGAGCCUUGCCCUCCAUCCCUCUUCUGGGGAACGAGAGGUUUGGCCUGGAUGACAUCUAAGGCCCUUUCAAGCUCUGCUUGUUGAAAUGGAAGGAAUGGGUACAGAAGGCAAAGCCCAUUAGCUCGGCUGGGCUCACAGUGGCAGCCUGCUGGGGACGUCCCCAGAGCAGGCCCCAGGUCUCUGCCACGUCUGCCACUCACACAGGGAGUGUUGCCGAGUGUUGCAGGCCUCCUGAGGGCCUCCCCGCUUUGAUCUUUGGGGUAAUAGCUGCUGCCCCUCCUGCCUUCCCAGCCCACCCCUUCCCGAGGGGGGUGCCCCUAGGCGCCAGAUGUCUGUGCCUGGCAUUCAUGUCCUGGAGUUUGUGUUCUGAUU
This is a messenger RNA of Phacochoerus africanus (Common warthog), 2988 nucleotides long. It is a transcript of the gene TTC12, whose product is annotated as tetratricopeptide repeat domain 12. NCBI's taxonomy places the organism in Eukaryota, Metazoa, Chordata, Mammalia, Artiodactyla, Suidae. Bases 161 to 2362 code for a protein of 733 amino acids. Gene Ontology annotation, molecular function: protein binding. The transcript has 23 exons. The record is from RefSeq and is a predicted model, not a curated record.